Messenger RNA from Tribolium madens (black flour beetle), 2600 nucleotides. It is a transcript of the gene eRF3, whose product is annotated as eukaryotic peptide chain release factor GTP-binding subunit ERF3A. Gene Ontology annotation, molecular function: GTPase activity; GTP binding; translation release factor activity. Gene Ontology annotation, cellular component: translation release factor complex. The record is from RefSeq and is a predicted model, not a curated record. Bases 123 to 1865 code for a protein of 580 amino acids. NCBI's taxonomy places the organism in Eukaryota, Metazoa, Arthropoda, Insecta, Coleoptera, Tenebrionidae. Gene Ontology annotation, biological process: translation; nuclear-transcribed mRNA catabolic process, deadenylation-dependent decay; translational termination. The transcript has 7 exons.
GGCCAUUAGUUUCCGGUGGCAGUGAGUGAACGCACGCGGAUAUUUAGAGCAGCUGAAAGCUAGCAAGUUUUAUUAAUUUUUAAGUGUUUAAUAGCGAAAUUGAAACGAACCAAGUGCACAAAAUGUCGAAUAACACAGCCCCGGACAGUUGGGAAUCUCAAGCUGACUCUACGUCGCCAAAUAAUUCUCCCAGUCACAAUGCAGAUGUGACAGCUAAAUUUUCCACGUUGAACGUGAAUGCUGUUGAAUUCGUGCCUUCAUUUGCAAAGCCUGCAGUCAACGCUGAUGAGAGCUCCCCGACGAAGUCGCCGACGUCCGAGGCCUCCCCUGAACACGCUCCCAUCCUCAACGGAACGAACGCGGAAUCGGCAGAGCGAGUGGAAGUAAAGGAGCCCCCUCCCAUCCCGCCUGCAGACGGCGACGCAUCCCCCGGCGAUGGGGGCACCUGGGAAGACGUCGUUGUCGAAGACAACGACCCUCUCAUCACUCCCGAGGCCGACGACGACGAACCCUCUUCUGAAGAAGCCCCCAUUAAAAUCCCCAAGAAGAAGACAGUCAAAGAAGAAGUGCUCAAAGACAAGAAGGAACACGUUAACGUGGUUUUCAUCGGACAUGUGGAUGCGGGAAAGUCAACAAUCGGGGGGCAAAUUAUGGCAUUAACGGGGAUGGUGGAUAAGAGAACGCUUGAAAAGUACGAAAGAGAAGCGAGAGAGAAGAGUCGGGAGUCGUGGUACCUCUCAUGGGCCCUUGACACGAACCAAGAAGAAAGGGACAAAGGAAAGACUGUGGAAGUUGGCCGGGCAUUUUUCGAAACUGAGAAGAAACAUUUCACAAUUUUGGAUGCGCCAGGUCAUAAGAGUUUUGUUCCAAAUAUGAUUGGUGGCGCUGCUCAGGCCGAUUUGGCCGUUUUGGUGAUUUCGGCGAGGAAAGGGGAAUUUGAGACGGGAUUCGAUAGAGGUGGUCAAACGAGAGAACAUGCAAUGUUGGCCAAAACGGCCGGUGUCAAAUAUUUGGUUGUACUUGUCAAUAAAAUGGACGAUCCUACCGUUAACUGGGAUGAAGCUAGAUACAACGAAUGCAGAGAUAAAAUUUUACCCUAUCUCAAAAAACUUGGUUUUAAUUUUAACAAGGAUUUGUUCUUUUUGCCGUGUUCGGGACAGACAGGACAAGGGCUGAAGGAUCAAGUGGAUGAGUCAAUCUGUCCGUGGUAUAGAGGGCCCGCUUUCAUUCCCUUCAUCGACGAUCUGCCAUCUCUGAAUCGAAAAAUCGACGGCCCUUUCAUAAUGCCAAUAGUAGACAAAUACAAAGACAUGGGAACAGUUCUUAUGGGUAAAGUGGAAUCUGGUGAAUGUCGAAAAGGACAAAGUCUCGUCAUUAUGCCAAACAGGACUCCCGUCACUGUCGAUAUGCUGCUCUCUGACGACGACGAAGUCAAUCGCAUCGUGCCCGGCGAAAACGUCAAAGUCAAAGUAAAAGGUGUCGAAGAAGAAGACGUCAGUCCCGGUUUCGUGCUCUGCGACGCCGUCAAUCCGAUCCACACCGGUAGAGUAUUCGAUGCCCAACUUGUUAUUCUGGAACACAAAUCGAUCAUUUGUGCCGGCUAUAGUGCCGUUAUGCACAUCCAUUGCGCCGCCGAAGAAGUCACCGUCAAGGCCUUAAUUUGUCUCGUUGACAAAAAGACUGGUGAAAAGAGUAAAACGCGGCCGAGGUUCGUCAAGCAAGACCAGGUAGCCAUAAUGCGAAUAGAAUGCGCAGGCGUGAUCUGUUUGGAGCCCUUCAAGUUGUUCCCUCAAAUGGGUCGUUUUACGCUCAGAGAUGAAAAUAAAACAAUUGCCAUCGGAAAGGUACUGAAAUUAAUCGAGUAAAUCGUCGCUAGAUUAGAUUGUAAACUUGACAUUUUAUCCAACUCGCAAUCGACUGGUGGACAUUUUUCCGAGGUGACCACCACACAAUGUUCAUUUUGUAUUGUGGGUGUCCACGAAGAGACUCUAGAUCGGUGCUACAAACAGUAGCGUGUGAAAUAAUGAUGAAUUUUUUAAUUAAUGUUUUUUUUUUUUGUAAUUAUAUUUAGUCUGGUGUAAUGGUAUAAUUUUCCUCUAGAUAUGUUUUGUACAUUUCUAAUUUUAAUUUAUUGAAUUAAGGGGUGUAUUACUUUAUUUUAGCAAUCGAAAUUGUGUGGUGUACAUCAUUGUUAUUAAAAGAGUUCUUUUGAAUCGAUGUACUCCUUUGUUCGACAGCCUGGUGCUUUUUGAGACGAGAUGAAGGUAUUUCGACGAGAUUUCUUCACGGCCUAUUUACCACCUGAAAGUUGACUGACACGGGAAAAAUACAUUGUAUGAAGCUGUAAAUACCUUCAAGCUCCCGGUUUUAUUUACAACACGCCUUUUCAAAGAGUUCAGCUCUAGCUUUGACAGUUCCAUUGUAAAUAAAGAGUUUAUAAGGUCACCAUGUGGCCAAACUUAAUAAAUUUAUGCUUAUGUUGUACUUUUCUGCAAAUUCUUUCUGUUAAUUAAGUUGUGUUUUACUCAUUAUUGAUAAUUAUAUAAGUAACCAAGAAAUGUUGCUAUCAAUUUUAUAUAUUCAAUAAAAUGUAAAUUGGA